Messenger RNA from Aspergillus luchuensis, 255 nucleotides. RefSeq lists its product as uncharacterized. The record is from RefSeq and is a predicted model, not a curated record. The coding region runs from base 1 to 255 and encodes 84 amino acids. NCBI's taxonomy places the organism in Eukaryota, Fungi, Ascomycota, Eurotiomycetes, Eurotiales, Aspergillaceae. The transcript has a single exon.
AUGACCUCAAGAGGUUCGAAUCCCGUCUCGCGCCUUGCGGAAGCUGCCAAGGAGAAGGUUGCGCCUAGUACCUCCUCCAAAGCCAAGGACCCCAGUGCAAACUGGACCCCGGAGGAGAUGUUUGAAACAACGUUGGAUAGGAACGGCAACCCUGUGCCCGAUGAUUCCUAUAUUGACGGGGAAAAAAUGAGAAAAGGACGACAAGGCCCGGACGAAGGAGAUGUCUUUGAGGCCGCAAAUGAGGACUUCGACUAA